Messenger RNA from Cynoglossus semilaevis (tongue sole), 1158 nucleotides. RefSeq names its product leucine zipper transcription factor-like 1 (gene lztfl1). The record is from RefSeq and is a predicted model, not a curated record. Gene Ontology annotation, biological process: negative regulation of protein localization to cilium. Lineage: Eukaryota; Metazoa; Chordata; Actinopteri; Pleuronectiformes; Cynoglossidae. The coding region runs from base 233 to 1129 and encodes 298 amino acids. The transcript has 10 exons. Gene Ontology annotation, cellular component: cytoplasm.
AUUCUCACGGCAAACAGCAGCAGAGGAGCUAAGCUACGCUAACACAUAAUCUUAUAGGCAUGUUAUAACCACAGGACAAACCAGAACCUCAGAUUUUAAUUUGACCACCGACUUUUCAGAGAGUUUACCUCCAGUCGGUUGCGUUUUCGCUUCGUGGCUUGAAUCGAAGCCUUAAACCACAGUUUUUCUUUUUUAAGUGUGAGCUCACUGAGUUAGCUUCUGCACUGCUAUCAUGGCUGAGUUUGGCUUUAACGAACAUCAUCAGAAUGAGGUCAUCAACUACAUGAGAUUUGCACGUUCCAAGCGAAUCCUGAGGCUGAAGACCAUCGAUUCCUGCUUUGAGGAACUCAAAGACAGCAGGCUGGUGGACGAGACCUUCACCGUGGACGAGGUGAAGGAGAUGCUGGACGGGCUGCAGGUGGUGGUCACAGGUGAGGUGGAGAUGGAGCUGAUCAACACGGCCCACACCAACGUCCUGCUGCUGCGGCAGCUCUUCUCACAGGCAGAGAAGUUUUACCUGCGACUGCAGAGUGACAUCUCAGAACUGGAGAACAGAGAGCUGUUGGAACAAGUGGCUGAAUUUGAGAAGACCGAUUUUAAAAGCACUGACAAGAUUAACCAGGAGAUGAGCAAACCCAAGUUAGCGCCACUGAACGAAGGCGGGGUCUCGGAACUUCUCAACAAAGAGAUUUCAAGACUACAGGAGGAGAACACCAAACUGAAAUCAAGGUUACGCACUUUAGAAACACAGGCCAUGAGUGCACUGGACGAGAGCACAAAGACAAAGCAAGCGCUGAAGGACCUGCAGAAGGUUCAGGGAGAACAGCAGUCCGCUGCUCAAUCCCAGGAGAUCAACAGUCUGGAGGACACCGUGGCGGCUCUGAAAGACGACUACGAAAAGUCCCUCAGCGUCAACGCCGCCUCUCAGAAGGACCUGCAGGAGAACCUGGUGUCUGCGAAACACGAUCUGCUCAGGGUUCAGGAACAGCUGACCCUGGCUGAGAAGGAGCUGGAGAAGAAGUUCCAGGAGACUGCUGCCUAUCGCAACAUGAAGGAAAUCCUGACCAAGAAGAACGAUCAGAUCAAAGACCUGAGGAAACAAUUGCAGAGAUACGAGCCCAGUGAAUGAGUUCAGUAAGGAAUUAAAAACAAAACAAA